Molecule: messenger RNA, 626 nt
Organism: Musca domestica (house fly)
Lineage: Eukaryota; Metazoa; Arthropoda; Insecta; Diptera; Muscidae
Product: TATA box-binding protein-associated factor RNA polymerase I subunit B-like
Exons: 3
Coding region: 97-609 (170 amino acids)
Biological process (GO): RNA polymerase I preinitiation complex assembly; nucleolar large rRNA transcription by RNA polymerase I
Cellular component (GO): RNA polymerase I core factor complex; RNA polymerase transcription factor SL1 complex
Molecular function (GO): RNA polymerase I core promoter sequence-specific DNA binding
Source: RefSeq, a predicted model, not a curated record
ACGACUGACCAAGACAAUCUUGGAAAAGUAUACGGUUUCUGAGCAGAACUUUGUGGCGUACAUGAAACUCUUCAAUUAACAAUUCUAAUUUUCACUAUGGAAGAGGAGAUCAUUACAAACAUAACCUGCACAGUUUGUGGUGAAACAGACUUCGAACAGCGUGAGGGUUUUUACUAUUGCCGAGAAUGUGGUACCAAACAGGAGCAAGUGCGUCAAGUAGAGGUGGAAAAUGAUGAUGAUGCUUUCAAUGAAACAACGACCACAAAACAUACAAAAACCUUGAAAAUCAAUGUGGUCAAGGCAGAGAAACCUCAACUUACCUCCUGGGAAUGUUACAAUUACAUUUUACGAGGCUAUGUCGAGGAAUUACUUUCGUAUGGUGCAAAAGAGGAACUCAAACUUAUGGCCCUACAGGUAUGGGCAGCCUAUCUAAGGCGCAUGGAAGUGGCCUUCUUUAAUAAGAAACAUGCCGAUUUGCCCCGGCUGGGAGUACGUUAUCUUGCAAAUGAUGCAGAGACAAUUUACAAUCAUGCCAAGCAGCGUAAGAAACGGAAACGUAGCAGUACAAAAAAAACGAUACGAGUGUUACCAGUGGCGGUGAAGAAAUGAGCACAAGGAGUUGGAGA